Mesocestoides corti is the source of this 1158-nucleotide messenger RNA. NCBI's taxonomy places the organism in Eukaryota, Metazoa, Platyhelminthes, Cestoda, Cyclophyllidea, Mesocestoididae. The record is from the annotation of a GenBank genome assembly.
AUGGCAACAUCAGACGCGAUCACACACACCCCCUUGGUGCGCAAUCCGAUUGGCCACACGACGACCUUCAUCAUGGCCUACAAAAGCACCAAAUUUCACAGCACCUCCAACUUCAAGCGGCUCAAGGAAUUCUUUGACAAGAUGGCGACUAAAGGCCUGCCGAGCAUAAAACCAUACCGAGCGGGGCUUCGAAGAAAUUCCUCGUUCAUGAUUAAGAGAAGGCAGCAGGAUACGAACUUCCUCUCUGCCAGUUUAUUGUGCACUCAAAUCCGACUCCAAUCUCCAGUUACCCACUUCCGUCUGCAGAACCACAGACCUGGAAGCAUUUCUGCUUAUCCAAGCACUAAAUUAUCGGAUCCUUUGAACAAACACGUGUCUAGGGGAAUUGAAUCUACUGAAGCCCCGAAGAUAAAGUCUGGAAUUCAAGAUAACGAAGUUCCUGCUACGAGCUUCGGGCGUGUUAAACUCAGUGGUGAGCCCGGGUUUGUGGCUCCACCUCCUUCACCUGUUGAAGAGGACCUAAAUACUCACUUAAGCCUUCCACCGAAUCCCUCUGAAACUCAAAUCAAACAGGUAAAUGUCGAUUUACGUAAAGCCCAAUCUACAUCCGAGGAUUGGGAUCUGCCUGCACCAGUCUUUGAUAUAAUUGAGAAGGCCUUCUUUGACCUUUCCACCCACGCCGAUAAUGAGAUAUUUCAUCCGAAAGUAGAAAAACCAAAAUCGUCCAUUUCUGGCACUCAAAAUUUGGACUUGGAUGACAAAGGUACAGAAUGUGGACUUAAGGAACACGAAGACCUCAACUCGAUCUUCCGCGUUUCUCUAACGAUGUCAAGUUUAGAAUCAACUCCAACCUCCCGACCGCCAUCUCAGGAUGUGGAUAACGACAAUCGCCUGCCCAGUCUGUCGCAAAAAUCGAUAUUAAGGAGGGCUGACGGUGAAACCAACGAUCACCUGAAUGCGCCUCCUGAGGUUCGCCCGGCCUACUCGUUCACGUGCUUCACCCAGGCGCUUUCUGCGGACACAAGGAAAGGCGUCCGCUUCGACGUUCAAAGGAAUUCCACUCACACCUACGAGAAAGUCCACGAGCAGGUUUUGGUGAAUGGCGCCAGAAAAGCCAUCUUCCAGCGUUUGCGGUUGCAGCGCAUUUUGCAUCGUUAA